ACAAUUUCUAAAUUGUUUCCUUUUAUCCUGAUAACCUUUCCUUUCCACUGCCUCUGGUGUAUGGUGGGCUAGAAAUAGGUUAAAGCAUUCAGGAAUCCAUAUUAAAAGUAGGAUUUGAAAAAAUUCUAAGCUUACAGAAACUGUUUGCAGUUAAUUCUCUGCUGGUCUAAAUCUCUGUUAUUUACUUAUUUGCAUGUAGAUGCCAUGGGUCUGGUCAUGUGUGUUAGGAAAGCCAGACUCAAUGGGUUUCCUGGUCUCAUUUGUUAAUAUUUACUCUAUUUUAAUUUUGUGGUCUGUUGGUCUUUUUAUUCUAUCACAAAUAGUAUGUUAUAGGUAGGUUUUUCCUGUUUUCUGUGGGAAUAGGGGGUGGAAGGAAACAAGGGCUAAUACCACGCCCUCAGAAAAGAUACAUACUUUAACCUGAGGAGAGAAGGUUAUAUAUAAUAACCUGAGGAGAGAAGGUUAUAUAUAAUAACCUGAGGAGAGAAGGUUAUAUAUCAUAACCUGAGGAGAGAAGGUUAUAUAUAAUAACCUGAGGAGAGAAGGUUAUAUAUCAUAACCUGAGGAGAGAAGGUUAUAUAUAAUAACCUGAGGAGAGAAGGUUAUAUAUAAUAACCUGAGGAGAGAAGGUUAUAUAAAAUAACCUGAGGAGAGAAGGUUAUAUAUAAUGACCCGAGGAGAGAAGGUUAUAUAUAAUGACCCGAGGAGAGAAGGUUAUAUAUUUGAGAGAUAGAGUUUUAAAUUAGCCCAAAACUCAACAACAGGACCUAUCUCUGGAAGACAGAUUGUUAAAAAUGCAAGAGAACGGCUUUGCUUAUCACCCGGUGUGAGUAACUGUUCUUUGCUCUGCCCCUGUGAUGUUUAUUUAAGCCCCUACUUGUGCUUUCCAACCAUUGCGUCCUGCAGAGAGCAUUCCAGGAACCAGGGGGCCAUAAAACCUUCUGGGUCCCCUUAUCUCCUGGAGCCAUAAAACAAUCCUGUAACUUGUGGUGCCUUCCCUUUUGACAUCCCCCCAUCCCCUGGGCUCACAGCCUCUGCCUUUAAAUACUCUUUCUCCCAGCCUCUCGGGGUCGACUCCUCUGUCUCCUGUGUGGGAUAUGUGUCAGCCUGGAGAUCUCUAUAAUAGGUCUCCGUAAUAAACCUCGCCUUUGCUUAUUACAUCCAAAAUGGUCUCUCUGUGUCUGGGGUCCGCGAUUUCCCAAGACUUGAGUAAGGGUCUCUCUGAGUGGGAUCUUUCAUUUGGGGGCUCGUCCGGGAUCUUCGCGACCACCCCAGACUCCGAAGACCCCUUGGAGGUGAGUUGGAUGUUUAUCUGAGUGUUUCUGUGUGAGCGGCGCCGCAUUGGUCAGUCUGUGUCUGUCUCUGUUUUGGUUCCGCCAUGUGUGUAUAUGUGUGUGUCUUAGUACCGGUCAGUGUUAAGAGGGUAGAUGUGUAUUCCUGCCCUGUGCUAGGAGGGCGGACGUGUAUUCCUGCCCUGUGCUAGGAGAGUGGAUGGGUAUCCCCACUCGGUGCAGCUGCCUUUGUGGUCCGUGAGGAUCCUCUGGCUUCGGAAGGGGGGACGCCCCGGGGCCCGCAAGCUGCAGCCCUGGAAAGACGUUCCAUGGGCGGAGAGCAGUCGGAAGAGCCCGGCUGUGGGCAGUCAGGAGGACCUGACUGUGGUUUUCUGGAACAAAGGAGACAGAGUGCUCCUUUUACCUAGGCGGGAGUGGACGAGGAAUCCCACUCCGUCAGAGGUCGCGUUCGGCUGCCUAUUUAAGUAUAGGCACGGACAAGUGUGCUUGGACGUGUUAGUGUCUGUUGUCUGUAUUCUGUUUCUGUGUUUGGUAUCCCAGAAGCAGCUAAGGUUAAGCUGCAGUUUGGGCCAGGUACUGAAGGUACCAGGCAUCUGUGGAAAUUGGUUAUAGGAUGCUUUGUCUUGGUCUUGUUUGUCUGGUUUGUUUUCUGUGGUAUUGUCGAGUGUCUUUUUGGCUUUUGUUUCUUUUUUUUUUGGUUCUUUUUUUCGGAGCUGGGGACUGAACCCAGGGCCUUGCACUUCCUAGGUAAGCGCUCUAACCACUGAGCUAAAUCCCCAGCCCCUUGUUUCGUUUUUAAAUUUGGACUGACGACUAUGUUUGAAAUCUUGGACUGACGACUGUGUUUGAAAUCAUGAAACUGUUUGCUUUGUUCGUCAAAGAGUUUUACUUGGUUCUCUUGGUGCUUAAGUUAAAAGUUGAAAAUAAUUUGCUUGAGAAAAAUUGUUUUCUGCCAGGAGUUUUAUCUUUCUCUCUUGAGCCUCCUCCCCAAGGAGAGAUGCCCCUCUCUUUACUCCCCUUGUCCAGUCUAGCCGCUGUUAAUGGUUGUGUGUAAAGAACUCCAGGUUAGUGACCCUGUCUGAAGCAGACAUUAACAAGAACCUUGAGGAAAAAAACCGCUCUUAAAUAAAAGUUUCCCCAGAUAAGGCCUCCGGUAUAAAACAAGUGUAGUGAAAGGAAAUUUAAUUUUGUGGACCCCACUCUAGUGGCGGUGUGUUGGUUGAUAGCCAACGUAAUGUUUUUGAAGCAUAGUGUUUUAUCUGUGCUUGUGCUCACAGCCCACACAGUGGUGGGGGGAGCGAAACUAGCCGCGGAGCUGCUAUAGCAAACAUGGAGACUUCUCAGUCUCACCCAAUUUUUCUUGCUCUUCAAGAGCUGUUUAAAAGAAAAAGGCUUAAGAUAAAAAGAAACACUAUAGAGAGAUUUCUUAGUGAAUUGCUACACCUUGGUUCGCUAUCUCUGGGAAUCUCACGGUGGACAGCUGUGAUAAGCUGGGAAAGAUUAAAUUUUGCUUGGGAGCAAGGAACCUUAAAGGGACAGGCUACAUUAGAAAUGCAACAGGAGGAACGAUCUGAAAAGGCUGAGAGUGAGGCGGGGGAAGACUCUAAAGAAAACAAGAACAAGAAAGGAAUUUCUGCCUUUAGUGGCCUGACCUUCAACAUUUGCUCACAGAAGGAGAGCGCUCAUUAAGAGAAGUUCUAUAAGGAAGCCUGCCUUAUCUGCUGGCCUUAUUCCAAGAGAGGAGUCAGUCUCCAACAUUAAAUUACUUUUCUCGUUGGUCAUCAUUAACAUGGAGAGUGCCUUUGAUCCUAUCCCCACAGCAGCCAGUUCCUGCCCCUGUGGUCGAAAUGCCCCAGGUUGGGGGACAAAAAAAGCCCCUAAAAUAGUUUCAAAAGCAAUCUACAACAAACUGUGAAGAACUUUGUUUUGCCAGUCAAAAUUUAGAAUUCAGGCUUUGGCUGUGGCCAAGGUCAGGAUUAAUGUUUUCUUUUCCAUGGGCCUUUAGCCCACUAAGACAGUUUGGUAAAGGGCUGCUACUGAGGUCCUGAAAGUCCCAGGUGAACCCAUUACAAUUCUUUUGUCAGCAACUUGGCAUCUAGCACUCAGGUCCUAACCAUCUCUCCAUUCUUUUGUUAUUAGUUGUUACUAGAAGGCUAGUGUCAUUUGGAGGCUGGUUCUCUUGAGAGGCAAAGCCACCAAGCUGACACUGAAGAGAGGUACUCCUUAAGAGAAAAUCUAAGUCCAGAGAGACAGCCGGUAACAGAUAGGCUGCCCCUCUGCUCGCCUUUCUGUUUCAUAGACAAAGCUUGUGCUUAUUUUUACAAUGGCCUUUUUGUCCAAAAAAAAGUCCUCCUGGUUUGACUAAAUGCUAUUUGUCCUCUUCAGUGGACCUCUGUUCUCUAGAUUCCCUUCUUGUUUUCUCACCAUCCCACUUGAGAUGCUUGUUAGUAACUGUUACAGGUCUUCUUUACCACCGAGGAAAGACAAAAUCCUAUUAAAGGCCAGAAAAAAAUGUUCCAGACACGGAUAGAAGGCCCUCACUUCUGCCUGUUGGCUUCAAUACGCCUGAAGGUAGGGAGCGCCAGGUCUGCCGCCAGGCUCCAAGGGGCUGGAAAAUGCCCCACCAAUCUGGCUAAGAUAAAGAAAAGAUAUAAAGAGAAAGUUAUAAAAAUUUGAAGGGUUAAGCUAAGUUGCUGAGAGAGUUAGUGUAAGCUACAGAGAAAGUAAGGUUGAACAGAGAGACUGAGAAAGAGAAAGAGAAAAGAAGGUAAAAGAACAAGAAGCUAGGAAAAAAAGAAGGUAAAAAAAAGAAGAAGCUAGAGAGCUAAAGAGAGAUAAAAGACAAGAGAGAAACAUAUACUGGCCACCAUAGUUAGGAAACCUAGGAAGACAGUACCUGACAAUAGAUGAGAAUUCCUGGCUAAAGAUCAGUGUGCCUAAUACAAAGAAAAAGGACACUGGGUCAGGGACUUCCCCAGAAAGAACAAGAGGGGCCACUGAAGAGCCUCUUGGUCCUAGAGUGCUGGCUAUACACAAAGAUAGAAGAGAAGCCCACCCAGUUGUUUUGUGGAUACAGGGACCCAAAGCUCUGUGCUCCUAUGCUCCAGUGGGCCAGUAUCCAAAGACCUUGGGUACAAGGGUCUACUGGCAACAAACAAUACUUAUGGACUACCCGAAGAACAGUAGACCUUGGCCUGGGCCGGGUAACCCACUAGUUCAUGGUCAUCCCUGACUGCCCCCAUCCCUUGCUCAUGAGAAAUUUGCUCUCCAAAAUGGCUUGCGUGGGCUGAAAUGGCUGGGUGAGGUCAUGUGUAUACAUAUCUACAGACUGUGUAUGUGGAGCUUAAGACCUGUCUCAGUGCACCAGUACCUGAUGCUGGGAGAUGUGUGGCUUAGUGCUGUUCUGCCUGGAACACAUCACUCCUGCCAACCGGGCACUAACAAUUAUCACCCAAUCCAGGACUUAAACUGUGAUAGAGUGGCUGAUGUUUUGCCUUUGAAUAGAACGUCCCAAAAGAUGGGACCACUGGUCAGCUGACAUGGACUAGAUUCUCCACCAGUUGGGGACAAUCUAGUCACCUUGCUGCCCAAUCCUGACCUGGAGCCACUGCAACACGAGUGUCAAGCACUGGCAGAAGCCCAUGGGUGGAGGAAAGACCUCUGCGACUGGCUGAUUGACCCCUGCUGAAAGCCGAGGCUACCUUGUCUACAGACGGGAACAGUUCUCUUCAUGAAGGUCAGAGAUAAGUGGGUGCUACCGUGGUGGACAACACAAUGUCAUCUGGAAUGGCUGAACCUCAAUCCCCCAGCACAUCAGCGCCGCAGAUGUCUUUGCCAUCUCUUGGAUGCCCUGAUGAAGCCAGCAACUGAUGCAGUGACCUAUGAGGAUUUGCGUGUGAACUUCUCUCCAGAAGAGUGGGCUUUGCUGGAUCCUUCUCAGAAGAGUCUCUACAAAGACGUGAUGCUGGAAACGUGCAGGAACCUCACUGCUAUAGGCUACAAGUGGGAAGUUCACAAUAUUGAAGAACGUUAUCAAAGUUCUGGAAGACAUAGAAGGUGUAACAUUUGUCACUCUGGAUCCCAGCCUUGUGAGUGUAAGGGAUAUGGAAAGAGGCAAUGUACCUUUGCAAGUAACAGUGUUCUUCAAAAAGAUGAAAGAUUCCACACUGAAGGGAAACCCUGUGAGUGUAAUCUGUGCAGUAAACCCUUUCCAACUCUUAGUAGUCUUCAACAACAUGAUAGAAGUCAUCCUAGGAAAAAACUCUGUGAAUGUAAUCACUGUGGUAAAACUUUUCCAAGUCGCAGUUCUCUUCGAGUACAUGAAAGAACUCAUACAGGAGAGAAACCCUAUGACUGUAAUGAAUGUGGUAAAGCCUUUUCAACUCGCAGUCAUCUUCAAAUACACCAAAGAACUCAUACUGGAGAGAAACCUUAUGAUUGCGGUGAAUGUGGUAAAGCCUUUGCAAGUAAAGGUAAUCUUCAAGUACACCAAAGAACUCACACAGGGGAGAAACCGUAUUGCUGCAGUGAAUGUGGUAAAGCAUUUGCUACUCACAAUAAUCUUCAAAUACAUGAAAUAAUUCACACUGGAGAAAAACCCUAUGGAUGUAGUGAAUGUGGUAGAGCCUUUGCAUACAGCAGAGCUCUUAAAGCACAUGAAAAAACUCACACUGGAGAGAAACCCUAUGAGUGUCACCAAUGCAGCAAAGCCUUUGCAGGUCGUGCUAGUCUUCGAAAUCAUCAAAAACAUCAUACUGGAGAGAAGCUCUUUGUAUGUACACAAUGUGGUAAAGCCUUCAUAAGUCAGAGUGUUCUUCAGAGGCACGAAGGAACUCACACUGGUGAGAAGCCGUAUGAAUGUAGUCAGUGUGGUAAGGCCUUUGCACUCCUCAGUUAUCUUCAAAUACACAAAAGAACUCAUACUGGUGAGAAACCAUAUAAAUGUGAUCAGUGUGGUAAAGCCUUUACAAGUCAUGCUAAUCUUCAAAAUCAUGAAAAACAUCACACUGGAGAGAAACCCUAUGGAUGUAAUCAAUGUGGUAAAGCCUUUGUAUGUACUAGCAGUCUUCAAAUACAUGAAAGAAGUCAUACUGGGGAGAAACCCUAUGAAUGUAAUCAGUGUGGUAAAGCCUUUACAAGUCGCAGUUAUCUUCAAAUACAUGAAAGAAUUCAUACCGGAGAGAAACCCUAUGGAUGCAAGCGAUGUGGUAAAGUCUUUGCGUAUAGUAGUAGUCUUCAAAUACAUGAAAGAAGUCACACUGGAGAAAAACUUUAUAAAUGUACUCAGUGUGGUAAAGCUUUUGCAAGUCGCAGUUAUCUUCAAAUACACAAAAGAGUUCACACUGGAGAGAAACCCUAUGAAUGUAGUCAUUGUGGUGAAGCCUUUGCAAGUCGUGCGAGUCUUCAGAAUCAUGAAAAACAUCAUACUGGAGAGAAACCUUAUGAAUGCAAGCAAUGCGGUAAGAUCUUUGCCCGUCGCAGUAAUCUUCAAGUACACGAAAGAAUUCAUACUGGAGAAAAACCUCAUGCAUGUCAGCAAUGUGGUAAGGCCUUUGUCUUAAAGCGAGAUCUUCAAAUACAUGAAAGAACUCACACUGGAGAGAAACCGUAUAGAUGUAAGCAAUGUGAUAAGGCCUUUGUAUGUAGUAGCAGUCUUAAAAUACAUGAAAGACGUCACACUGGAGAGAAACCUUGUGAAUGUAAUCACUGUGGUAAAGCCUUUUCAAGUCACAGUUAUCUUCAAGUACACAAAAGAGUUCAUACUGGAGAGAAACCAUAUGAAUGUAAUCUUUGUGGUAAAGCCUUUGUAAGUCACAGUUAUCUCCAAGUACACAAAAGGGCUCAUACUGGACAGAACCCAAAUAAAUGUAAUCAAUGUGGUAAAGCCUUUGUAAGUCACAGUUACCUUCAAAUACAUAAAAGACUUCAUACUGGAGAGAAACCCUAUGGAUGUAAUCAAUGUGGUAAAGCCUUUACAUAUAACCGAGAUCUUCAUAGGCAUGAAAUAAUUCACACUGGAGAAAAACCUUAUGGAUGUAAUCAGUGUGGUAAAGCCUUUGCAAGCCGCAGUUAUCUUCAAAUACACAGAAGAGUUCAUACUGGAGUGAAACCAUAAGAAUGUACUCAGUGUGGUAAAGCCUUUGCGUAUCACACUAGUCUUUGUAAUCACAAAAAAUCUCACACUGGACAGCAUCCUAUGGAUGCAAUUGAUGCAAUGAAAGUUUGGCUCAUCAGUAUAAUCUUGAAACACAUCACAGACUGAAUAUUUGAGAAAAGUUCAAGAUAUAAUCAGUGUCAUAAUACCCUUACAUGUCAUCGUCUUCUUCGAAGUCAUGAAAGCGUUCCUACUGGAAAUAACCAGUCCAAUAAGUGCACUAAAGCCUUGUACACCAAGCACAUUUUCCCACUGAGCCAUCUUCUGGUGUUUAUAGAAGAUUAGCAGAACUAUUUCACCCUUAAACAAUUGUCUUGUUUUCUUAUUAUAAAUAAAUUGUCACCCAAGAAUAGAACAGCACAGUAAUUUGAAUAAUAAAACCUAUUUGCAAAUGACA
Messenger RNA from Rattus norvegicus (Norway rat), 7843 nucleotides. It is a transcript of the gene Znf624l, whose product is annotated as zinc finger protein 624 like. Gene Ontology annotation, biological process: negative regulation of transcription by RNA polymerase II; regulation of DNA-templated transcription. Gene Ontology annotation, cellular component: nucleus. The record is from RefSeq and is a predicted model, not a curated record. Lineage: Eukaryota; Metazoa; Chordata; Mammalia; Rodentia; Muridae.